Ectocarpus sp. CCAP 1310/34 is the source of this 2558-nucleotide messenger RNA. Lineage: Eukaryota; Phaeophyceae; Ectocarpales; Ectocarpaceae. The record is from the annotation of a GenBank genome assembly.
GGUCAACCAGCCUAGUUCAGCUCGUCGCCACCUGCUCCCUCCUCCUUUGAUGGCGAAGCCAGGUUACUGAGGCAAUACAGCUCCCUCUAGCAAACCUAGGGCCGUGUAGUGCCCGUCCACCUUUCUGAUGGUGUCUGCCUCCGCGCACAAAAAUGAGAUGGGCAUCACUGCCAACGCCGACGGCCAGAAAGGCCCGCGCAUCUACAUUUAUUUUCCCGCCUGACCCCAUCAAUGCCGACCCAACUCUACCACCACACGCACACCUCGCGGCGGAUGCGCAGCAGCAAGAAGGUUUCGGUCAUCCGUUGAGGCCGAGGAGGAAUAGCACGCCCAGCAACGCCCGCACCCGCACAACGCGGCCAACGAGCGCCGGCACCCGCAGCAGCGGCACCUGCCGCCUCCUCAGGCCCAAGGAGAGCCGGGGCAGGGCGUCCUCCUGCGAGAGUGGUGGCGGUAGCGGCAGCGGCGGUGGUGGCGGGAGCGGUGGCGGGAGUGGUGGCGGGGACGGGAGCGGUCCGGGUGUGCCCCCGCAGAGCGCGUUUAUCGAGCAGAUGAAGGAUAACCUCAGGGCAUGUAGGAAACACGAGAAUGGGGCGGUCAAACGUAAAGGCGCCUUCCCCUACAACGGAGGAUGGGCGAAUCCUCCUCUUCCUUCGCUGUACACAGGCUUAGGUGCACCACCUCUCGAGCCUUUUUAUCUGAAGAAGGUUCUCGUGUGGGUGCCAGAGUACAUUUGGGAAGACGUCCACAUCCCUUGCCCGCAUUGUGGAGCGCGUGCACAGCCGGACGGGGACGGGUGGAACACUGAGCCACGCCGAGUGUUUCUGGAGGACGAUGUGUGCUACAUGAUCGGAUUCAGAUACGAAUGCAAGGAGUGCACGCGCGCGAACAAGGAGGAUAGGUCGGAAGACGAGCGAACAACUCAGACGUUCAACGCGUGGGAUCCCGCCGUUUUGGCCAGGAUGGAUGACUUUGUGUCGGAACAGUUUCCGUUUGUCCUGACGAAAAAGGCGGCGAUCAAUAGAACCAACCAUACGGUUUCAAAAUCGCUUGCGCAGGCGUAUAACUCACGGUAUUUCAGUCAGAUGCGAUCUUACGUGUCGCUAGCCAAAAAAGGCAUAUCUAAGUACAGGGGGUUGUAUGGCCAACAAUCCAACCCCGACGUCCCGAAGUUCGCCGGCACGGGAGACCCUUCGGGUUACAACAGCAGCUCCCCUUCGGCUCACCACUUAGCAGAUAUCUGGAACAAGUGGUUCUACGAAACCCCGGUUGUGCAGCUGGUGAUGCUUCCUUCAAAGUACGCCAAGGUCAUCCGGUUAGCUACUGGCGAAGAUGGGACUCGCGCACUGCCUGUCUACGGAAUUUUCACCAUCAUGAACGAGUACGACCAGGUGGUAUUUUCGAAGGCCAUGUCCACUGCAUCGGUCUACGACCUCAAGAACGACCCGAAGAUGUUGUUCGUGAAAUGCGUCGUCGGCCAUGGUUUCACGCUCCCGGUCAUCUUCUAUUCCGACGGCUGCUGCGAGGAUCGACAACUGCUGCUCUGGAUGUUCAAGGAGAUAGAGUCGGAGAACCACGUGCGCUUGUACGAUGCCGCUGCAGAGGGUGCGAUUGAACUGUUGCCCGAGCUGACGUUCCCCCCUGGCAAGAGAGGCGAGCUGGUCUAUGACCUGAGACCUGGCGUCAAUGUGUGCUUGAGCGUGAUUUCUGUGACUCCCUGCCGCGGCCGUUGCAGGUGCAGUACGCCUGCCUGGAUGCGUACGCGUCCGUUCUCCUUUAUCAGGAGAUCGGAAAACUCCAGGAUCCUAUUCUCUCCCCUCCUCCGAAGGAUUUGCCAUCCGGAACCGAGGUACGACUCUACACCAACAAUCAUGCCAGCUGUGUUGGUGUUGGAAGAGUGGUGGACGAUGAUGCCGCUGCGGAAGCCUUGGCCACUUGGGGCGUUAGGGGGAAAGGCGUGGACAGCGAGUCGUAGUCAGCGUCAGCGAGGUGUUCAAGCCUGCAGCGUACGUGGCACACAUGGGUGCACCUCCUGUACCCCCUGCGUCUUCAGAUGCGGAAGGUGGACCUGCUACGUCUCCGAGGGCCGGUCGUGCGACGAUGGAGGACGUGCAGAACGGCGGCGGUGCCCAACUUGUUCUUUGGGAUAUCGACCACGUUCGUCUCGCGAGCGAGUGGAAACCACCUCCUGCGGCAGCAGCGUCUUCAGCGAACGUGAACACGAGUGCAGCUUACAACGACGACAACUAGUUCUACUUUUACCCGACCCCUCCGCACGUGGUGCAACCAACAGGAAGACCCGGACGACGGAGUUGAGGAUGGCUGCGACGGCCAUGACUGCGGCGACGCAGGGAGGCUGCCAGCCUGCGCUGAACGUUCGCCUGGAUAUCUUCCACGCACUGCAACGCAUUUCGAGGCUGUGUAAGACCAAGCACGGCGCCUUCAAGCCCUUCAUGGCGCGACUGAGAGACGCUUGCUUCAUUGCAACGCGGAUGACAUCAAGGAGGCACGUGCUGUUGACGUCGUUGUCCUUGGCGUCUUAUUUGCUGUCGACGUGA